ACAGAGAUGGUAGUGUGAGCCUGGUACUGCCUGGGCACCCACUCACGUAAAUCAGGCCUGCUAGAUAGCAUGGCAAGGGAGACUUUCCCUUUUACUUCUUCUACCUUGCGCUCACUUCGCCUGCAGCAAGAAUGGCUAGAAUGGGAAGAUCGGCGCCGGGCAGCUGCCUGGCAGCGCUAUAGCCGGAGAUACCCCCCAAGCACCCGAACCCAACUUACCCGGACCCCCUGCUAUUGCCGGGAUCCAGCUGUCCAUAAUGCCCUGUUUGUGGGUGAUCUACAACGGAUCCAGGCCCUGUUCCAGGAUGAGGCAACAGCUAAUAUGAUUGUGGAGACUGUCAGUGACCAGCUGGCAUGGUCGGCUGAACUAGGCCUCUGGGUGUUGACUCCAAGGACUAAACAGACGACCCCAUUACAAAUUCUGGCAGCCCGAGGCUAUACCAACUGUGUCCGUCACCUGCUUCUCCAGGGUGCUGAUCCAGAUGCCCGAAUUGGGGGGCAGGCUGCCUUGCAUGAGGCCUGUGCCCAGGCCCAGCUAGACUGUGUCAGGUUGCUGCUUGACUUUGGAGCUAAUGCUAAUGUGUUGUCAGAGGAAGGCAUGGCCCCUCUUCACCUCUGUACUACCCCCGAGUCUUUACGAUGUGCCAAAUUACUGCUGGAAAUGGGAGCAUCCGUGAACCUGUCCUCAAGGGAAAGUAAAGUUACCCCCUUGCACGUGGCUGCCGGUCGGGGCUUGGAAGGACAUGUUGCCUUGUACUUGCAGUAUGGGGCUGAUGUGGCCUUGCGUACAGGUCAAGGCGAGACUGCCCUCAACUCAGCCUGUGCUGGGGCUGAAGGGCCAGGCCGACAGCAUGAGCUGGUAGUCCAGCGGCUCCUGGAAGCUGGGGCGGAUCCUCAGGCAGCAGGUCGAAAGUGCCACACACCGCUCCACAAUGCCUGUGUCAAUGGUUGUGAGCGCCUAGUGGAAUUGCUGCUGUGUCAUGGGGCAAAGGCAGAUGCUCCUAAUGGGGCCGGACACACACCCAUGGACUGUGCUCUCCAGGCAGCUGAGGACCUCCCUGACGGGAAGCCUGAGGUCCUCAUUGCUGCCCUGCUAGACUAUGGGGCUCAGCCCAUCCGCCCAGAGAUGUUGAAACUGUGUGCUUUGUCUCCACGAGCCCUGGAAGUACUGCUCAAUGCCUACUCUUGUGUCCCACCUAGUGAAACAUGGGCUGAGGCUGUGCCCCCAGAAUUGUGGCAGGAGCAUGAAGUCUUCUACAGCUCAGCCUUGCGGAUGGCAAACCAGCCCCGGAGACUGCAGCACCUGGCAAGGCAUGCCCUUCGGAGCUUCCUCAGGAAUCGAUGCCGCUUUGCUAUAUCUCAGCUUCCACUGCCCCCUGCCCUGAAGGACUAUAUGCUUCUUCGGACUGAGGGAAGCAUUCAGUGAGCUUGAGUUGAGGGAGGUUGCAGGAUGCCCAGGCUUGGAGGAAUGACCUCUUAAAGAGUUAAUAGUUCUCAGCCUUUUAGCACAUGGGACUAAUCAAAUAGAGCAAAGGACACCAUGGAAAACACCCCUACCCCAAACUUCUUUUUAAAAAAAAGCCAUUUCUUAAUGGGAAAGAUGCUCAACAGUUAUUAAACAUGAGCAAAUAGCACAUGACAAA
This is a messenger RNA of Gracilinanus agilis (Agile Gracile Mouse Opossum), 1642 nucleotides long. It is a transcript of the gene ASB16, whose product is annotated as ankyrin repeat and SOCS box containing 16. The coding region runs from base 70 to 1425 and encodes 451 amino acids. The record is from RefSeq and is a predicted model, not a curated record. Gene Ontology annotation, molecular function: protein binding. Gene Ontology annotation, cellular component: ciliary inversin compartment. Gene Ontology annotation, biological process: intracellular signal transduction; protein localization to ciliary inversin compartment. Lineage: Eukaryota; Metazoa; Chordata; Mammalia; Didelphimorphia; Didelphidae. The transcript has 5 exons.